AUGCCUGCGCCAACGAUCAUGCCCGUCAUCGAUACCUGGACCAAGAUCUACACCUCGCACAUCGAUCCCCACUCGCCACUAUCACGAGCUGCCAAGCCUACGACCUCGUCACCUUCAGCACCGAACGGCAACAUCAUCGAACAGCCCAGGCAGCAAUAUCGCUACAUGCAAAUAUUCGAGAACAAAGGUUCAGCAAUGGGCUGCUCAAAUCCACAUCCCCAUGGUCAGAUAUGGACGACGACAUCCUUACCGGAAGAACCAGAAGUCGAACUUGACAACCUGAAGAAGUACCGAAGAGAACAAGGUGGCUGUAACUUGCUAGAAGACUACGCCAAGCUAGAGAGCGAAAAGGGCGAUCGGACUGUAUUUGAGAAUAGCAGUUUCUGGGCCGGAGUACCAUGGUGGGGUACCUGGCCCUUUGAGAUGAUGGUCGUGGCGAAAGAGCACAAGCGUGCACUUGUCGACCUCAAUCAGCAGAAUAAGGAGGAUUUGGCCGAGGUCAUGGCUGAAAUUACGAGGAGAUAUGACAAUCUUUUCGAGACUAGCUUUCCUUACAGCAUGGGCAUCCACCAAGCCCCGCUCACCGGCACUGACGAAGAGAUCGAGGCCUCACAUUUCCACAUGCACUUCUACCCACCUUUACUGCGCAGUGCGACCGUACGCAAGUUCUUGGUCGGCUACGAGAUGAUGGCCGAGCCACAGCGCGACAUCACGCCUGAACAGGCUGCCAAACGACUUCGGGAUUGCGGAGGCGAGCUCUAUAGAAGGAAAUUGUAG
This is a messenger RNA of Recurvomyces mirabilis, 777 nucleotides long. RefSeq names its product galactose-1-phosphate uridyl transferase. NCBI's taxonomy places the organism in Eukaryota, Fungi, Ascomycota, Dothideomycetes, Mycosphaerellales, Teratosphaeriaceae. Gene Ontology annotation, molecular function: zinc ion binding; UDP-glucose:hexose-1-phosphate uridylyltransferase activity. The transcript is spliced from 2 exons. Bases 1 to 777 code for a protein of 258 amino acids. Gene Ontology annotation, cellular component: cytoplasm. Gene Ontology annotation, biological process: beta-D-galactose catabolic process via UDP-galactose, Leloir pathway. The record is from RefSeq and is a predicted model, not a curated record.